GUAUAUGCUGUUUGUUUAGAUUAAGACCACAGAAACAACACAAAGAACCUCAAAAGUAUAUGAAUAUUGAAUCAAACAAAAUUGAAACUGAAUGUUCUAGCUUCGAAAUUUGCUUCCGCAAUGGAAUUUGAAGAUCAUGAGGAACAAGAAGAAGAGUUAUGUAUGGGUGCAGCGAGUUAUGACUCGUUACCUAACUCGUCACGAGUUAAGAUGCCAGGUGGCAGUGAAGCUAUUAUGGUUACUCAUCCACUCAGAAACAUCAUCAACAACAACAACAACAACGGAAACAGUAACAGUAACAACAACAACGGGAACAGUAACAACAGUAACAUCAACAUCGGUGUCGGAAACGGAAAAGCAAGGUAUAGAGAGUGUUUAAAGAAUCAUGCUGUCGGAAUCGGUGGUCAUGCUUUAGACGGUUGCGGCGAGUUUAUGCCGGCGGGGAAUGAAGGAAGUUUGGAAUCGUUAAAAUGUGCCGCGUGUAACUGUCACCGUAAUUUCCACCGCAAGGAGUCGCCUGACUUCACCGCCGGGGAUCCUUUUCUGUUGACACACCACCACCACCAUGCGCUACCUCAGCCGCAGUUUGCGGCUUAUUAUCGAACUCCGGCUGGGUACUUGCAUGUUUCCGGACAGCAGAGGACCGGGACUCUUGCUCUACCGUCGACCUCAGGCGGAGGAGGAGGCGGAGGGACGCAGAGUACGAGGGAGGAUCAAGACGAAGACGUUUCGAAUCCGAGCGGCGGUGGUUCGAGUAAGAAGCGACACCGAACAAAGUUCACGGUUGAACAGAAGGAUAAGAUGUUGGAAUUAGCUGAGAAAUUGGGGUGGAGAAUUCAGAAACAUGAUGAAGGUUUGGUUCAAGAAUUCUGCAAUGAAAGUGGUGUUAAGCGUCAUGUUCUUAAGGUUUGGAUGCAUAACAACAAACACACUCUUGGUAAGAAGCCCUAGAAAAAAUAAAAUUAAUAAUAACAAAAAAUUUCCAAAAUUUUCUUUCUUAGGGUUUAUUAAUCCAUUAAUCCAUUGUGGAAGUAGAAUGGAACAAUAUAAAUAUUUAUUUAAGGUACUUAAUUUGUGUUAAUGUUGUGGAGUUGGAGGGUUAAUUAAGUUAAGGUAAGAAGAUUUAGUACUAGAAGUAAUUAGAGGUUUGUUGAUGAUGAUGAUGAAGUUUAUUUAUGUGUACAAUGUAGAUGUUUUCUAUGGUGAAUGAAUGCAUUUGGAUUUGGAUUUGGAA
This is a messenger RNA of Lathyrus oleraceus (garden pea), 1234 nucleotides long. Its product is annotated as zinc-finger homeodomain protein 1. The coding region runs from base 121 to 951 and encodes 276 amino acids. Gene Ontology annotation, molecular function: transcription cis-regulatory region binding; DNA-binding transcription factor activity. The record is from RefSeq and is a predicted model, not a curated record. The transcript has a single exon. Gene Ontology annotation, cellular component: nucleus. Lineage: Eukaryota; Viridiplantae; Streptophyta; Magnoliopsida; Fabales; Fabaceae. Gene Ontology annotation, biological process: regulation of DNA-templated transcription; regulation of developmental process.